UUUCUUUCUAUUGUCCUGCUCCUCUUCUUCGUGCCCACUCUCUCACCCACCCAGCACUGCGCCGCCUUGCAUGCGCUGAUACGACGACACCCGCGCACGAAACUCGCGACAACGAGAAGCUUAUGCCAGGCAUCCUUCUAUCGCCCAGCGCCAGCAGUGUGGGCACAAUCGCAGGCAUGAAGAGAGCGCACGACGCUGCGGAAACCGUGCCGACCUACGGAGAAGCUCAUCCCAAGAAGCGGAAAGUCGUACAUCAACUCCGCCACACGCAACCCGUCCAGCACAUUGUCGACCCCAUCAGCGCCGAGCUCGACUCCUUUGGCGGCAGCAAAGACUUCUUCGACCAGCAAUUGCGCCGCGCGAUCGCGAUACAAUGCAAGGGCAUGGGUUUCGACACGGCGCGGCCCGACGCCUUGGACGAGUUCCGGGGGCUGGUGGAUUCUUACAUGCGCAACUUUCUGGCCCAAGUGCGGAAGUCCAUGACCAGCUCGCGACGCACCGAUACCGUAGCACACGACUGGGUCUACGCACUCACCACCGUCGGCCUUCGCGGUUCAGCACCCCUCGACCAACAUCUUGACACGGGCGGAAUACCACCGUCCCUGCUACAGCCGCAUUUUGAGCCUCCCGCGCCUCCAGAAGCACCCCCGCCCACUACCGAAUCCUUGCUGGGCCCCGAACUGUCUGGCAAAGCAGACAAGGACACGCGCCCAUAUAUACCGAAGCACUUUCCAGCAUUCCCAUCAAGACACACGUAUAAGGCAACCCCAGUCUUCACCGAGCGCGAGAAUGAUCCGCGCAAGAUCCGAGAGAAGGCGACAGAAGAGGGCAUACUGGCCGAGCAGAGUCUACGGAAGCUCAUGGCAGCACAAAAGGCGGGCAUCCAAAAACAGAACGUUGGGAAGCGGAAGCGAAGCAAGCGAAUGAAGGAGAGCGACAAAUUAUGGCAAGAAGCCAUGAUAGAUCUGCUAGACGAGGAGCAGGCGGGAGAGAAGGAAGAGGAACAACGACAGGCCCGACUAGACGACGAGGACGACGAGUGGGAUGCGCCUCGACUCCGCACGCGGCAGCCCAUAGUAGACCGAAACGUUAAUUUAGAGGAGGGGGUCCAUGUCGAUUACGAGCAGAAGUACUGGAGAAAGUCUGCAAGAGGCGGUUGAAAAAGUCUGGCACGCCGCGAAAGGCGUUUGUAUUUGGUUUCCAUCACUCUUCUUGGAGCAUUUUGACAGCGAGGCGUUUGGGAUUCUGCAUGCCUUUCUGGUCUGGCACUUUGAUGCAUUUGCGGCGUUCAUCACUUCUUCCAGACGUUGUAUUUUAGCUGUCCUACUACUCACAAUAGCUGGCUUUCGGGCCCAACCGAUCAAUUCAAUUGAAUCCAUCAUCAGAAUUAAUUAAUACACAUUUAGGCAUGUAAAAUGACACGCUAAGAGAAUCAAAUUAUACACAUGAAUUCCAUGAACGCCUGAGGUUGCGAUUUGCGACAACCAACCGUCACGAAGCGCAUCACCCCUCCACCUUUGCCACGUCCUGCCUUGCCUUCCAUCCCUCCCAAGCCGUCGUCU
Messenger RNA from Cucurbitaria berberidis CBS 394.84, 1562 nucleotides. RefSeq lists its product as uncharacterized. Bases 123 to 1160 code for a protein of 345 amino acids. The transcript has 2 exons. NCBI's taxonomy places the organism in Eukaryota, Fungi, Ascomycota, Dothideomycetes, Pleosporales, Cucurbitariaceae. Gene Ontology annotation, molecular function: protein heterodimerization activity. The record is from RefSeq and is a predicted model, not a curated record. Gene Ontology annotation, biological process: transcription initiation at RNA polymerase II promoter. Gene Ontology annotation, cellular component: transcription factor TFIID complex.